AAUAACAUAAGGUUAGGUUAAAUUUGAAGGGGAGAAAAAAAGCAUUGGAAAAAAAAAGAGAGAGAAAGUGGUACAAGAAUUGCAUGUUCACUCUCUGAAAAAAAAAAAUUAAAAAAAGAGAGGAGAGAAAACCUGGAUGAUAAAAGAAAAAAAAGUUUGUGUAUAUUGUUUUUGUUAUAUUGACUAAAAAAAUUCAACAAAAAACAUAUAAAAUUAUAUAAUUAAAUUAAACACAAUGCAGUUAUAAUAAAACAUUAAUUUUGAUAUCUAAAAAUAUUUUAUAAUUGUUAAUAAAACUGAAUCUAGUUUCAACAUAUAAAUAUAUUUUGUCAAUGUGUAUUUGUGUGAUGUGUUGAUUAUAAUCAUUGAUAACAACAACGCCUAUCAAUCGAUUUACAGCCCACGCGCAGAAGUUUGUCAUUAUCCAUACUGAAGGAGAUGAUUAUUGUCUAGAAUGUCUGAUGAUAAUGCUGAAAUGGAGUCAAUGGAUUCAGAUGAAGAUAUUUUUAGUCCACGUAAUCGUAGAUUAAGUGGAAGAUCAAGUCGUCGACCAUUACGUCCAGGUGUUAGAAGAAGCACAAGAAAUAGAAUGCAAACUUAUGAUAAUUUAAAUACUAGUUGGAUUUUGGGAACACAAACAUUAAAAGGAUAUCCAAUGUUUCAACAACAUGCAUCAUCAUCAGAUAAAGAAGUUGAUGAUCCACCAGAACGUCCAACAAAAAAUUUACGUGAACGUAUGCCAUUACGUUCACGUGAAAAUCAUCCACCAAACAAUAAAACAAAUCGUCAUAUACGUGAUCAUGAUAGUAUUGCUGUACGUGAAUUACGUGAUCGUACUGAUCAUGAUGAACGUAGUACAGAUAAAGAAACCAAAGAUAAACGUGAAAUACAUGAUUGUCAGGAACAACCACCACAACUAGAACCACAGCAACAACAACCACAACAGCAGCAAAGACGUAAUAGUAAUAAUAGUUCACAACCAGAUAAAGAAUUAAAAGAAAUAAAAACACGUAGUAAAUCAGAAGCAUCACAAAAUGAUGAUAAUAGUAAAGAGUUACGUGCACGUAAAUCAGACAGUCCAAAUCGUUUACGUGAAGGACCUGUAACAAGAUACAGUGGUAUGCUUGAUAAACCAGUUAAAUUAAAAAAUCAAAAAAUAAAUAAUCAAGAUGGUGAUGAUGACAGUAAUGUUGAUGAUGAUGAUGAUAAUAAACAAGAAGAUAAUAAAAAUGAAAAUUCAGAUGAUGAUGAUGGUGAAGGUGAAGGUGGUGGAGGUGGUGGCUUUGAAGACAUGUAUUCACGUAUAAAACGUACUCGACGUAAAUCACAACGUCAAAUUGAACGUAGUAGUAAUAAUAAAAAAUUAACAGAAGAAAGUGAUUUAUCUGAAUCAUCAGAUAUACCAAAACGUCGUACAAAAUAUAGUUUACGUCAAAAAAAGCCAAUUGUUGAUAGAUUUCAAUCGAGCAAUGAGCCAAGACCAAUACGUGUAUUUCGUAGUGUAUUAACAAAUUCAAUGAGACGUCGUAAACAUAGAAGUAAAAGUACAAGUUCAAGUGAUUCAAGUGAUUCAGAACCACAACGUUAUGAUAAAAAAAAAAAUAAAAAAACACGUCAAACAACAAUACCACAAGGUGGUGGUGGUGGUAGUUGUACAACAGAUAAAAAAGCAGAUAUAUGUCCAUUAACUGUUGAUACAAAUAUACGUUUUAAUGAUGUUGGUGGUUUAGAAUCACAUAUUGAUUGUUUAAAAGAAAUGGUUGUAUUUCCAAUGAUGUAUCCUCAUGUAUUUGAUAGAUUUCAUAUAACACCACCAAAAGGUGUGCUAUUUCAUGGACCACCUGGUACUGGUAAAACAUUAAUUGCACGUGCAUUAGCAAAUGAAUGUUCACAAGGUACUAAAAAAGUAUCAUUUUUCAUGCGUAAAGGUGCUGAUUGUUUAUCAAAAUGGGUUGGUGAAUCAGAGCGUCAAUUACGUUUGUUAUUUGAACAGGCACAACAAAUGAAACCAUCAAUAAUAUUUUUUGAUGAAAUUGAUGGUUUAGCACCAGUACGUAGUACAAAACAAGAUCAAAUACAUGCAAGUAUUGUAUCAACUCUACUAGCACUUAUGGAUGGUUUAAGUGAUCGUGGUGAAGUUAUUGUUAUUGGUGCAACAAAUAGAAUUGAUGCUAUUGAUCCAGCAUUACGUAGACCAGGUAGAUUUGAUAGAGAAUUAUUUUUUCCUUUACCAGCAAUGAAAGAAAGACUUGAAAUAUUAAAAAUUCAUGUUAAUAAAUGGAUAACAGCACCAAGUGAUGAAUUAUUAGAAACAUUAGCUGAAAAAACAACUGGUUAUUGUGGUUCUGAUUUACGUGCAUUAUGUACUGAAGCUGUGCUACAAGGUUUACGUAGAACUUAUCCACAAAUAUAUUUAACAACAAAUAGAUUAUUACUAGAUCCAGAAAGAGUUGAAGUUAAAAAAAAAGAUUUUAUGGAAGCAAGUACAAUAUUAGUACCAUCAAGUCAUAGAAUAGCACCAAGUGUUAGUAGAAAAUUACAGCCAUUUUUAUUGCCAUUAUUGGGACAAGCAUUGGAUGAUCUUGUUUGUGCUGUUAAAGCAAUAUUUCCACAGGGUAUUAAACCAUCACUUGCUAAAAUUAAAGUUGCUAAAGGUAUACAUAGACCAAGAAUGCUUGUAACUGGUGAUGAGCUAUCACAUCGUCAAGGCUCAAGACUUGCACAAGCAUUAUUAUAUAAAAUGGAACAUGUACCAGUACAAACACUUGAUGUUAGUACAUUAUUUGCUGAAAGUGCUAGAUCACCAGAAGAAACUUGUGUUCAAGUAUUUAAUGAAGCAUCAAGAAAUGUACCAUCAAUAAUUUACAUACGUUCAAUUGAUCAAUGGUGGCCACUUGUUCCUGAAACAGUUAAAGCUGUAUUUAUGUGUAGAAUUGCAGCACUUGAUCCAUGCUUACCAAUACUUGUACUUGCAACAAGUGAUGUUGCAUACAAUGAACUUGCACCAAAAGUUAAAAAUUUAUUUAAUGAAUUACGUGGUGAAGUUUAUACAAUGAAAAAUCCAAAUAUACAACAAAGAUUAGAAUUUUUUAAACCAAUAUUUAUGAUACAAAGUUUAAGUUCACCACUUAUUAAAGAUGAUAAAGUACAACCACUUGAAGAGCUACCACUUGCACCUGAUCCAUCACCUAAAAAAUUAACUGUUGAAGAAGUUAAAAAAUUAAGAGACAAAGAAGAAAUAUCAUUGAGAGAAUUGAGAAUAUUUUUAAGAGAAAUAUGUGCCAAAUUAGCAAGAAAUAGACAAUUUUUUAUGUUUACAAAGCCAGUUGAUACUGAAGAAGUGCCAGAUUAUAAUACAAUUAUUAAACAGCCAAUGGAUCUUGAAACAAUGAUGACUAAAAUUGACAUGCAUUGUUAUUUAUGUGCUCGUGAUUUUCUUGAUGACAUUGAUCUCAUUUGUAGAAAUGCCCUCGAAUAUAAUCCUGAUCGAGAUCCAGCAGAUAAAUUAAUCCGUCAUCGUGCUUGUUCACUUCGUGAUAAUGCAUACGCCCUUAUAAAAGCAGAGCUGGACUCGGAUUUUGAGGAUAAAUGUCGUGAAAUAUCAAAAAAUCGUAACGUAGUUGUUAAUAAUAACAAUGACAACGAUGAUGAAGACGCCGGUGAUAAAAUGAAAGCUGAAAAUGAUGAUGAUAAAUCAAUGAAUAAUAAAAAGGAUAGUCCAUUACCAAGUGGUUCUGUUGUCAUGAAUGGUAAAAGAUUACCAAGUUCACGUAAAAGAAAAAUACCAGCAUGGGCACGUGGUUAUGUUAAAAAAAUAACUAAAAAAAAGAAAAUAUUAUUCGAUGAUAAUGUCAAUGAAAUUGUUGAAAAAUCAUUAUCAGAAAAAUCGUUGACAUCUAGCAAUAGUGGACGUAUUGAUUCUGAUAAAUGUCAAGAAUUUGAUGCAAGCUGUGAUGUUGUAAAUGGUGAUGCAACACCAAUCAUUGAUCAUUCAGAAAUAUCAGAUAAUGAAACAAUAAAUGACACGAGUACAAUAAAAGAUGAUCAAAUGAUUGUAGAUAAAAUUGAAGUAGCUAAUGAUGAUAAAUCAAUCAAUGAAAAUAUUGAUACAACUAUUAUUGAUACAAAAAUUGAUAAUAGCACUGAUAAACCAUUGAAUUGUAGUAAUUCUGUUGAUAAAAUAAUAAAUUCUGAAAUAAAUAUUAAAAAAAUUGAUAAUGUUAAUUCAAAUACAUCAUCAAGACGUGAAAGUUGUGAUGAAUUAAUGAUUUCUGUUGAUGUUGAUACUAGUAGUAAUAAAUUAUCAAAUGGUAAUGUUGUAUCAAAUGAUAAUGUUGUUAUUAUUGAUGAAGUUGAACUUGAUAAUUUAUGGAAACAUGCUGUUGAUGUUACUAUGAAUUCAUCUGUUGAUGUACUCUGCGAUAUUUAUGUACAGCUUAGCCGAUGUGUUGCUAAAUAUGAACAAACUUUCGACAGAAAAACACUGCCAAAGGAUUUGCUCAAAGAACUACAGAGAUUCGAGGAAGAGGAUACUUCGAUUCUAUCAGAGAUUCAAUCUCCUGUCGCCUAAGAAACACGUAACAUGUACCUUUUAAAUAGUUUUUAAUUUUUUUCCUUAAUUAAAUUUUUUUAUUUCUCUUUUUAAAUAACUCAACAAAAAAAAAAACAACUGCCACAGCUAAUCAGUUUGUAUAUUUUUUUAACAACUCAAUAAUUUAAUUUACCAUAAAUGAUCAUUUUUCAUUUAACUGUUGUAUAUAGUAUCAAAUCCAUUUGUGUUUUAAUUUAAUUACAAUUCCGUGUGUUUAAAAAAUAAUUAUUUUAAACUUUUUUUUAUCAAUAAAGUUGUACUUAAUUCGAUUUCAAUCAUAAAUAAAAAAAAAACAUAAAUUUGUCGUUUUUUUCGUUUACUAAAAAGAAUUAUUAAAAGUAAAAAAAAAAAAAAAAAAAAAACAAUUUUUAGAUAAAUAAAUUAAAAUAAACUUGUGUUUAAAAUAAAAUAAUUUACAUGUAAUUAAUUAGUUAAAAAAAUAUGAUUUUUUUUUGCUGACCAAAGUCCCAUAAUAUACGAAAUAUUGCCUAAGAUUCAUAGAAUUAUUUAAGCCAACAAUUAAUUAAUAAAUAUCAAUUGAAAGUAUAUAUUAAAUCUUGAUGAAAAAAAUAAUGCAAAUGAAACAAAAUAUAUGUUUUUUACAUUAAAAAAAAUGGAGGAUAUUAAAAGCUGCUUAAAUGAAUAUUAAUAAUUGUCAAAUAAGAGUAUAAUCUAACAAUUUGUUGGUGAUUGAUUUAUUAUUUCAAAUAAUAAAUAUUAAACUCACUGCCUUUAAUUAUAUUUACGUAUUUUAUUUAUAAUUAUAUUAUUUAACUAAUGGCAAUCGCUCAAAGCGACAUUCCACUAAACAAUUUAGACAAAAAAAAAUGGGACAAUGGAAGCUAAAUCUCUGGUUGAUAAAAACCAUUGACAAAAAAACCAGAUGAAGUUUAGAUAAAUUAAUUAAAAAAAUAAUAAAAAAGACUUGUGAAUUUAUUUAUUAAUUAGAAUUAUUAAUAUGUUUUUAAUGAAUAAUUGUAAAAGCCAGUUAAUGGGCUUCCAGGGAUAACACAACCACUGUCAUGAUUCAAUUCGAAAUUUGUAAUUUGAAUGAUCUAUUUUAAGCCAAUAUAGCUUUUUUUUUUUUAUAGAUUAAUUUAAUUUUAAUAUUCAGUGCUUGUUUAUUAUUAUUGUUAAACAAUUUAAUUUUUUUUAAUCAAGCCUGGAUGAUAAUAAUGACAUUGAACAUUUUACAAUAUAAUUUACCAUUAAAUUUAUACCACUGCCUUAUUUAUUUUAAAUAUUAAAACACACUUGCUGAAAAUAAAUGAAUUAAAAUUUUUCAUCAAUUCCUUGAAUAUA
This is a messenger RNA of Aphidius gifuensis, 5893 nucleotides long. Its product is annotated as ATPase family AAA domain-containing protein 2-like. Gene Ontology annotation, molecular function: ATP binding; histone binding; ATP hydrolysis activity. Lineage: Eukaryota; Metazoa; Arthropoda; Insecta; Hymenoptera; Braconidae. The record is from RefSeq and is a predicted model, not a curated record. The transcript is spliced from 7 exons. Gene Ontology annotation, cellular component: nucleus. The coding region runs from base 455 to 4570 and encodes 1371 amino acids. Gene Ontology annotation, biological process: positive regulation of transcription by RNA polymerase II.